This is a messenger RNA of Gymnodraco acuticeps, 5832 nucleotides long. It is a transcript of the gene ptchd4, whose product is annotated as patched domain containing 4. The coding region runs from base 369 to 3134 and encodes 921 amino acids. The record is from RefSeq and is a predicted model, not a curated record. Gene Ontology annotation, cellular component: membrane. Lineage: Eukaryota; Metazoa; Chordata; Actinopteri; Perciformes; Bathydraconidae. The transcript has 3 exons.
GUUACAGUUAAGUACAUAAAUCAGGCGCCGGGGCUGGUGUGAAGCGGCGGACUGGCAGCAGACAGUUGCUCUUCACUCCGCCGCGGCUCGUCGCUGCCACUGCAGCCGCUGCAGCUCCGCACACCGGCGGCUCUUCUCCAGCACUCGGAGGCAGAAUGGCGUGAGACCAGACACCGCGGACUCGUCUCUUACGGCCGAUGCGCGAUGGUGUUCUGACUGUCUGCCUGUCUGUGUGUGCGUCCGUGCGUCUUGCAGCGAGAUUGCUGCAGUGCUGUUUUUCCAGGUGUUGUGGCGCGCGUGUGUGUGAGAGUAAGUGAGUGUGUGCAUGGUGGUUCUCGAAUUGGACUAAGCCGGGAGUCUGAUGUCACAUGUGCUUCAUCGGAGGAGACGGGGCAUCUGCAAGCGGGAUUUUGUGGAGGAUGCUGCGGCAAGUGAUACACAGAGGGCUCAAGGCUUCGUUCUACUGGCUGGGCUUAUUCGUUAGCAGGCACCCCGUUUUCUUCCUCACCGUCCCCGCCGUGCUCACCAUCAUUUUCGGAUCUACAGUGCUGAGCAGAUUCAAGCCGGAGACGGACCUGGAGGUGCUUGUCGCCCCGACGCACAGCCUGGCCAAGAUCGAGCGGAGUCUCGCCAACAGCCUGUUUCCCAUCGACCAGUCGAAGCACAAGCUGUACUCGGAUUUGCACACCCCGGGCAGAUAUGGCAGGCUGAUCCUGCUGGCCAAGUCCGGGGGAAACAUCCUGGAGCUGGCCGACCAGGUCCUGCAGGUCCACAAGCAGGUGUUGGAUUUGCACGUGAAUUACAAGGGAUUCAAUUACACGUUCGCGCACCUCUGCGUGCUGAGCCACCGGGACAAGCGCUGCCUCUUGGAUGAUAUCAUCACCAUCUUCGAAGAUAUCAGGCAGGCAUUGCUCUCCAACAGCACUUUCCAUAAGGUGCCCGUGAGCUAUCCAAACACAACGCUAAAGGAUGGCCGUGUCUCCUUCAUCGGCCACCAGUUGGGUGGUGUGUCCUUCUCGCAAAACAGCCGCGACCAGCAGGUCAAGUUUGCACGCGCCGUCCAGAUCACCUACUACCUCCGCAACCAUGGACCCGUGGUGCAGGAUGUCAUUGCGGAACGCUGGGAGAACGAGUUUUGCGCCCUUGUCAACCGGCUCUCCACGGCCGAGGCGCCCCACGCGUCCGACCAGCUCCACAUCCAGUCCCUCACCUCCUUCAGCCUUUGGCGGGACUUCCACCAAACGGGUGUUCUGGCAAAGGGGGAGGUGCUGGUCAGCCUGGUGCUGGUACUCCUGGCCGCCACCAUCUCCAGCUCCAUGCGGGACUGCCUGAGGGGGAAGCCGUUCCUGGGGCUGCUGGGAGUUCUGACCAUCUGCAUCGCCAACGUGACGGCCGCAGGGAUCUUCUUUAUAUCGGACGGGAAGUUCAACUCCACACUGCUGGGGAUCCCGUUCUUUGCCAUGGGCCAUGGAACCAAAGGAGUGUUCGAGCUGCUGGCAGGCUGGAGGAGAACGAGGGAGAACCUUCCCUUCAAGGAGCGUGUGGCAGACGCUUUUGCCGAUGUGAUGGUGUGCUACACCAUGACCAGCUCACUCUACAUCAUCACAUUCGGCAUGGGAGCUAGCCCUUUUACCAACAUCGAGUCGGUAAAAAUCUUCUGCCAGAGCAUGUGCGUUGCCAUCCUGGUGAACUACUUCUAUGUUUUCUCCUUCUACGGCUCAUGCCUGGUGUUUGCCGGACAGCUGGAGCAGAACCGCUACCACAGUGUUUUCUGUUGUAAAAUCCCCUCAGUGGAGUACCUGGACCGCCAGCCCACGUGGUUUAAAACCAUGAUGAGUGACGGCCAUGACUUGUCCACGCACCACGACAGCGUCCCCUACCAGAAUCACUUCAUCCAGCACUUCCUGCGUGAGCACUACACAGAAUGGAUUACCAACACUUAUGUCAAACCUUUUGUGGUCAUUCUAUAUCUCAUCUACGCAUCUUUCUCAUUCAUGGGAUGUUUACAAAUCAGUGAUGGAUCAAAUAUUGUGAACCUGCUGGCGAGUAACUCUCCGAGUGUUUCGUAUGCCCUGACCCAGCAGAAAUACUUCAGUAACUACAGUCCCGUGAUUGGGUUUUACAUUUAUGAACCCAUCGAGUACUGGAACUCCACGGUGCAGGAGCACCUGAAGACUUUGAGUCAUGGCUUCAACAAGAUCUCUUGGAUGGACAACUUUUUCCACUACCUGCGGGUGGUGAAUGUGAGUGCGUCAACCAAGGGUGACUUCAUCACAAUCCUCAAGGGCUCCUUUCUGCGCAGCCCUGAGUACCAGCACUUCUCUGAGGACAUCAUAUUCUCCAAGAACCGUGAGACCGAUGAGUACGACAUCAUCGCCUCUCGGAUGUAUUUGGUUGCCCGGACGACGGAGAAGAAGCGAGAGGAGGUGGUGGAGCUUCUGGAGAAGCUUCGUCCGUUGAUGCUGAUCAACAGCAUCAAGUUCAUUGCCUUCAAUCCUACGUUUGUGUUCAUGGACCGCUACAGCUCCUCUGUCAUCUCGCCUAUCCUGACCUCAGGCUUCAGCGUACUCACAAUCCUCAUCCUCACUUUCUUCCUGGUCAUCAACCCCUUGGGUAACUUCUGGCUCAUCCUCACAGUAACGUCCGUCGAGCUGGGCGUCUUGGGUUUGAUGACCCUCUGGAACGUUGGCAUGGACAGCAUCUCAAUCCUGUGCCUUAUUUAUACCCUCAACUUCGCCAUGGAUCACUGUGCACCACACGUGUACACUUUUGUGCUGGCCAAUGAGCACACUAGGACGCAAUGCAUCAAGUUGGCACUGGAGGAGCACGGGGCGGCGAUCCUGCAGAACACAUCCUGCUUCGUGAUCGGGAUCAUGCCCCUGGUGUUUGUGCCUUCCAAUCUGACCUACACACUGUUCAAGUGCUCCCUUCUCAUUGCGGGCUGCGUUGUGCUGCACUGCUUCGUCAUCCUGCCCGUCUUCCUGACCUUCUUCCCGCCGUCCAAAACGAGACACAAGAAAAAGAAAAGGGCCAAGCGUAAAGAGCGGGAGAGGGAGCGGGAGAGGGAAAGAGAAAGGGAGGAGAUAGAAUGCAUUGAAGUCAGGGAAAAUCCUGAUCAUGUGACAAAUGUCUGAGUAGUGUGUAGUUAUAGCAAUGAGUAUCAGUGGUUAUCUGUCAGUUAUUGAUGGAUUAGAGGUGUCCUCCAAUGGUAAAGCACCUCUUGAGGUGCAGGGGAGUUCGAGAUGUCCCCUCAGGAGUUGGAACUCCCAAACAAUAGCAGCUAAGCUGGCUGGAGUAGAGCGCAGACCCACUGGUUAGUCAUUCAGUCCUUCAGUCUGGACAGUGUAUCUCAUUUGCACAAACUGCAACAUGGUUCUCAAUCUCUUUCCCAACCAUUUGGUAUACAAAGAAGUUGUUCUAGGACUUACGCUUUGCUAACCAAUUGUGCAGGAGACGAUUGUGCACGCACCUUACUCCUCACACCCAACAAAAAUAAACUAUCCCAAAUUCUGUGGAAAGAGAGGAACUGGGAAAAGCACACCAAAUGCUUUUCUGUGAAAGAUACAAUAGCUUAACAGCUGAACAGGGCAGAUGGCAUACACUGUGUCCAUUAUGAAGAGUUAUUUUGCACAUUGCAUUGUGUGAAUACAGCCACGGUUAAUAUAAGCAGGAGAUAUGUCUGCUCUAUUCCAGAGGUUAAAUAAGGUUGUAUGCAAUGUCUAAAGGAACUGCAGUGGGCUGCAGCGUACGGAGAGGAGGUGAUAAGCGACUGUCGUGCAGCAGUAUUUGAAUAAGCGGCAAGCCUGAGUAUGACUCAAGUUAAUCCUAAACUGUUUUUGCACCAGACCAGUAAAACCAAAAGUGAAGAGUGUUUCCGAGGCAUGAAAUAUUGAACUUUAUAGCAGGUUGAAAACAAUGGGAAGUCUAUGUGAGAGAAUGAAUGUCUCUGUGAUCAACUUACACAAGCUUACUGGCAUGGCACUGGUUAUUGUUCUGAAUGUUAUCCAAACAUAGCAGUGGUGCCAAAUAGUGUAUAUUUUAGUUUGACUGAGUUCUAUAACAACAAAAACGUCUCAGUUAGUUUAAACUUUCAUAUAAGUCAACAUGGAUCAUGAAUUAUUUAAGCUAAUGUCAAUGAUUGCUACUAAAUGUCUUUCAGAUGAAGAUUAUGAAGCAGGCUUUUAAUUAAGCAGUAAGGCACUUUUAGUUACGUACACCAUAUCUGAAUAAUGUGAAAAACUGAUAGAUAGCUGAAGUGAAACCAUUACCUUCAGGUUUUGUUCCAGAACUACAAAAGCCUCAUGCAAAAAUGUGACAUUUACAUUAAAAUAAUUACUAUAAAUCUGUCUAUUUAGUAUUUGCCAGCCUUUAAAGCUACACUUAUGGAUAGAUCAAUGGAUCAAAAGACAAUGUCACAAAUAAUCAUCACACAUCUGUAUAAUGGUUCACCUCAGCUCUGCAGAGUGUUUUAGCGUCUAUUAGCCUGUUGUUGUUCAUGCACCCUCAUGUCACAAAAAAGUGCUGCUUUAUGAAUUCCAUUCACCCCUAGCCUAAGACUAUUGAGGGUGAACAUCAAUCAUGACAAAUACAAGCUAAGGAAUAUUCUGUUAAAAUAAGAAAAAUGGCUCACGGUACUCUUCAAGUAAUUAAUUCUAGCUGCAAAAUAGUGAAACAGAACUCUCCUGGAAGUGACGUUGAGACUUCGGCUGUCUAUCUGGAAGACUAAUAAUGACAUAUUUAGGCCCUGAGCUGGUCUUGUCCAUGUAAUACAUAGGUAACAUUUGACCUAAUGCUUCAAAUGACAUCUCAAAAUGUCCAGUCCACAAAUAACCUUCCUCAAUGUUCAGUCUUAAAAUGGCUCCCACCUCCCCAGUGUACACAAUAUUAUCUUGUAAUGUGCGAAGGCGCGAUUAGAAUCUAUGUUGGAGACCUGAUACAAAGACACUCAAGGUCAGCAGCUCUGACAGAUACAAAUCUGAAGCUGACCUCCUGCAUGUGAUAGAGACACCAUGUAUAAGAGCAGAUGUGGCUGAUUUCAGACCAGUCAAUAUGCUUUUAGGGGAUUGGCUGGCUCUAAAUAAGCUAUCACUAAGAGGACACUGCUGUCCUGUUUUCUUGUGGUGUGAAGAGGGAUAGUUUGCCAUUAACAAGAAGCAAAAGGGUUAUUAAACCCACUUAUACCCACCUGCAGAAUUAGAUGCAGAGGUGAAAAAGAGUCAUGAAUUACCUGUCACCACAUUUGCAGCUUUUGUGGAGUUAGAAAGUAAUCUUAAAUGCUGAAUUGUCAAUGAUAAGAACCUUAGGAUUUUUAUUUACCAAACCAUGCUUGGAAAGUAGAUGUUUUUGGCAGGCUACUUCAUACAGCUGCUGCAGUAAAUGUCACAUUAUGUAAAAGCCAUGUCAUGUAUGUAUAGCAAGAAGGCAUGAAAUGUUUGAAACACGGGUAAGAAAUGCAAAUCUUAAAUAAUUUAAUACCCAAAAUGAACUGUGUUUGCAUGGCACUGUAAUGUAUGUAUGCAUGAAUUUAAUUUCCGUGUAUGAAGUCUGCGUAUUCUUUAUUUUUGCUACGCUGUAGUGACUUAUGUUUGUUGUUUCGAUGCAUAUUCUGUAACACCAUGUGCUGCAAAAGAACAACUUUAGUCAUAUCUGUGCCAAAACAGAAGCCAGAGGUUAAUUUCAUGUGUAAAAUAACUGUAAAUUACACUUUUCUAUAUUUUUUAAGAAAAGAAUAUACUAUAGAAAGAUUUUUAAUGACAUAAUUUUCUUAAAAAAAGAAUAAAAAAGGGAAGAAAAGUUGAACACAGUAAGCCAGUAAUAAACAGUGGAAUGUUA